GAACAGGCAGUCAGGCACCCACCCGGAGGUCGGCCCCCACCACGCAGGCACGCACGCAGCUCACGCCGGCGGCAACUGGACAAGAGAGGCGGCGGCCGGAGCACGGGCCGGCGAUGGCGUUCACGAUGCGCGCGGUGAAGGUGCCGCCGAAUUCGGCGUCGCUGGAGGAGGCGCGGCACCGAGUGUUCGACUUCUUCAAGCAGGCCUGCCGCUCCAUCCCUUCCAUCAUGGAGAUCUACAACCUGGAGGACGUCGUCACCCCGGCCCAGCUCCGCUCCAGCAUCGCCCAGCAGAUCCGCAAGAAUCAGUCCGUCUCCGACCCCAAGGUUAUUGAUAUGCUUCUGUUCAAGGGGAUGGAGGAGUUGAACAACAUAGUUGAGCAUGCAAAGCAGCGCCAUCACGUGAUUGGCCAGUAUGUGAUCGGCCAACAGGGUCUGGUGCAGGAUCUGGGCUCAAAAGACCAAGGGAGCUCUGAUUUCCUCAAGAAAUUCUACACUAGCAAUUACUUUUAGUCCGAGUUAACAGAUUCCCUCCUUCUGUAAUACUUUUGAGGUGCUCUGAAUAAGACGCUGAGGUACCUACCCGGAUCAAUUGCUUCGCCACUAGAGUUUGAUUUGUUUGGUCAUGAUGCUGUUGUUAGUUGUUUGUGACUUGUAGACUGUUGUACUUAUCAAGUUGAUUUUUAUGGGUUGAGCAUACCAAGAUCGAACUUGUGUUUUUUC
Molecule: messenger RNA, 722 nt
Organism: Phragmites australis (common reed)
Lineage: Eukaryota; Viridiplantae; Streptophyta; Magnoliopsida; Poales; Poaceae
Product: NADH dehydrogenase [ubiquinone] 1 alpha subcomplex subunit 6-like
Exons: 2
Coding region: 114-512 (132 amino acids)
Biological process (GO): response to oxidative stress
Source: RefSeq, a predicted model, not a curated record